This is a messenger RNA of Onychostruthus taczanowskii (white-rumped snowfinch), 2214 nucleotides long. RefSeq lists its product as uncharacterized. The transcript is spliced from 2 exons. The record is from RefSeq and is a predicted model, not a curated record. Bases 1 to 1575 code for a protein of 524 amino acids. Lineage: Eukaryota; Metazoa; Chordata; Aves; Passeriformes; Passeridae.
AUGGAGCUGACCAAAGGACUGCAAGCAUGUGUCUUUUCUGGGGACACCCCAAGCCAGUGGUGGGGUGGCUGGGGUGACACGAGGGUCUCUGCAGCUUGUCCACCCCAAGUUCUGCUGGUGCAGUCCAGUCCCAGCUUUUGGGGGAAUUUUUGCCAUGAAACAGCAGCAGGUGCUCCCCAGCGCUGCCAGUCCCAAAGCAACCUGAUGCCCACGUCCUCUGGGUUCAUGCAGGGACUAAAUUUAAACCUUGGCAAGGAGGAGAGGAAAGCUUCCCGCAGAGCUGGGCUGGCACUUAACCCUUCCCUGCUGAGCUGGGCUGGGCUUGCAGGUGGCAUUUGUACCCAGAGGGACUGCAGGGGACCUGCUGUGGGCAGUGCUCACUGGUGUGGUGGCCUUGUGCAAGAAGGAGUGUCUGUGUGGGAUUUUCAAACCCCCAAAUCCCUUUCUUCAUGCUCAGGGACAGGCACAGACUGCCAGGGCAGUGCUGGAGUUGCCAUCCCCGGUCCUGCUCCUCCACGGAGCUCCAGGGUGUGUCUGGGGCCAUCCCACCUCCUGCAGCACCCACAGCGGGUGCCGGGAAGCGGAUGGACAGCGGAUGGACAGCGGAUGGACAGCGGGUGCACACCACAGCCGGGUGUCCGGUGCUGCUCUCCUGCCACCCUCGCAGCCUCCGGUGGUGUUGAGUCACUUGUCACAGCUGUUGUCACUGUGACCAUUGUGGUUUUAGCGGGACCUGGGUGUCAGAGCAGCAGCAGCAGCAAGGACUGUGCUGAGCACGAGUGUUGGAGCAAGGCAGGGGAAAGGCUGGGAGAGCUGGGGCUGCUCACUGGGAGAGAAGGCUCCAGGGAGAGCUCAGAGCCCCUACCAGAGCCUAAAGGGGCUCCAGGAGAGCUGGAGAGGGACUGGGGACGAGGGAUGGAGGGACAGGACACAGGGAAUGUCUUCAUAGUGAUACAGGGCAGAGUUAGGUGGGAUAUUGGGAAGGAAUUGUUCCCUGUGAGGAUGGGCAGGCCCUGGCACAGGGUGUCCAGAGCUGCUGUGGCUGCCCCUGGAUCCCUGGCAGCGUCCAAGGCCAGGCUGGACAGGGCUUGGAGGAGCCUGGGACAGUGGGAGGUGUCCUUGCCAUGGCAGGGGGUGGAAGGGAGUGGCCUUUGGGGUUCUUUCCAACCCACACCAGUCUGUGAUUCUGUGACCCCCAGGAUGCUGUGCACAGCCCCUCUGGGGGUGCUGUGGGAGCAGCAGAACUGUCCGGGCAUCGCUGUCACUGCCCUGGCUACAGCCCCAGGCCACCAACGUGCCAAGCCAGGCCACACUGCAGACCUGCAGCUCCUCCUGCUGCUCCCGAGUUUGUCCCUCGGUGUGGAGGCCAUGGAGAGACCCCUGGGCUCCUCCUGCCAGAUGAAACCCAACCAGCACCUCCCAGCAGCCAGAGCAGCCAGCAUGAUACUGCCUGUAGCCUCACCACUGCAUUUGCUUAUUAACCUGGAUUUCGUGCCAGCUUGGAGCGUGCUCACCUCAGUGCUGGCAAGCCUGGCACGGGCAGCGAGGAGGGGGAAGGCUGCUGGUAGCUGCUGAAAGCAGGAUGUGCCUCUCCCACGCUGGAGCUACUUUUUGCGGCUCCGGAGGAGCAGGAAACACCGGCCCAGCUUGGCAGGGGCUUUCAGAGCCGCCUCGGGUUCAGGAGGGACCUGGGCAUCCGGGCCGCGGCAGCAGCCCCUGGGAGGAGCCCAGGCACUGGGACAGCCCGGGGCGCUGUGUGACAGAGGCGCCCAGCCGCCCCCCGAGCCAGGGCGUCCCUGCGGCACAGGGGCAAUGCCCGGGCGGCUGCCAGGGCGUCCCUGCGGCACAGGGGCAAUGCCCGGGCGGCUGCCAGGGCGUCCCUGCGGCACAGGGGCAAUGCCCGGGCGGCUGCCAGGGCGUCCCUGCGGCACAGGGGCAAUGCCCGGGCGGCUGCCAGGGCCGUGCGCCCCGAGCCGCAGAGCGGGCCCGGGCUGGGACACGGCGCCGUGCCAGGGGCCAGCCCCUCUCCCAGCCCCUGUCCCGUUCCCGGCAUCGUUUGUAACCUCCUGCCUCGUUCCCUGUUCUGUUCCCUAUCCCGUGUCCCGUCCCCAGUCCCGUGUCCGUUCCCGCCGAGCCCCACGGCAGGUGCAGGCCGCGCGGCGGGGCCCGCACAGACCCCGGGCCCUCACACACGCAGAGGGCCCACUUCCCGGU